Messenger RNA from Folsomia candida, 2595 nucleotides. RefSeq lists its product as uncharacterized. The coding region runs from base 131 to 2305 and encodes 724 amino acids. The record is from RefSeq and is a predicted model, not a curated record. NCBI's taxonomy places the organism in Eukaryota, Metazoa, Arthropoda, Collembola, Entomobryomorpha, Isotomidae. The transcript has 7 exons.
GGCAUUUGUGAGUGGCACCACGACGGACGGGUUGUGGACGGGUAAUGUCGAAAGCAUUGUGCACAAAUUCAUUCAUCCAUUAUAAUUCCAAGCUCUAGGUACCAGAUUGAUUAAUUACUAGUGCAAUAUAAUGGAGAAGAAGUCGUCGUAUUUGCCCACGACCACACCCACACCUCCUCCGCCACGCAGUUCGGAACAAGAGCAGAGUCCGAGCAAAAGGAAGCGACGGCCGCAAGGAGAAGAAACGCUGUCACCAUUUUGGAAAGCGGUCCGAAAUGUCCUCCUCUUCCUUGCAGCAAUCGUCAACUUGGGAGUCAGCGUUUGGGUCGUCGUGGAGCAUGGGAAUUUGCCAGAACUUUUUCCAGGACAGCAUGACAAUUUGGAUGCUGGGAAGAAGACGUGUCACCUGCCCGACCUGAUGCCACUUUCUCCAGAGAUGCGGGCACUCAUGUCCGAACCAACUCGGAUAGAUUGCUUAUCCAUAGCAAACUCUGAUUUCCGUGGAAGGAUAUUUUUCAAGCUGGACGAGGAACAAAGGUUGAUCAAACGAGAAGGUGUGUCAAUCCCGUGUUGCUACCGACCAUUCUACAGAGUUAAUGACGUCGAAAAUUGGAUCGAGCCGACUAAAGAUCGACGAUACGUGUGUCACAAUAUAACAGAACAGGUAACGAUAAUUCCUAGUCGGAUAGAAUUUAUCGAGGUGAUUUGUGACGAUGGGAGGUCCAGUUACAAGGACGCGUUUGCAUUCUUGCGAAAGAAACCGGAAGUAGAAGAAAGGAUUGAAAAUCUCGCGAAGAAGGAGAAGGAAGCGGAUCCUUAUGGACCGGAAGUAGAGAAAUUAAACUUGUUGGUGAUUGGAUUGGACAGCACGUCGCAGCAGAAUUUUAUUCGACGAAUGCCAAAAUCUUUAGAAUACGUGACCACCACGCUUGACGCCGUGAGAUUGGACGGGUAUGUGAAAGUUGGGGAGAACACGCUCCCAAACCUAGUCCCACUGCUGACGGGGAUCGGUCUGGAGGAGUUCAGGGAGUUGUGCGUCAUGAAGAAUCCGCCGAUGGAGAGUGCCAUCCACCUCGACGACUGCCCCUUCAUUUGGAAGCAGUUUCAAGCGGCGGGCUACAGGACGGUCUAUGCAGAGGAUGAGGUUUCUACGGGUAUUUUUAACCUCGUCUUUUCCCAUGCGUUCCAACAACCCCCAACCGAUCACUACUUUCGCCCGUUUUCAGUCAGAAUGGUCACUUCCCAAAAUGUGUAUGAUGGAUUUUGCAUGGGACCCAGAAUGGGAAUCCAGGUUCUUUUCGACUACUUAGAAAAGGCUGCCAGGACGUACUCCAGCCCCACCGACCACCUCUUUCACUUUACUUGGGCGAGCAAACUAAUGCACGACGACUUUAAUAAGCUGGGCUGGGCAGACGGACAUUUACUGCGGACGCUGAAAACUUUAAACGAACUGGGAACGCUGAACCGCUCUGCCCUCGUCCUCGUGGGUGAUCACGGCUCUCGUAAGUCGGAGCUGCGGAAAUCUCGUCAGGGUCAACUGGAGGAUCGCUUACCCGUCGCCUAUGUUAUUCUGCCCCCUUGGUUCAAAAAACGGUAUCCCCAGGCGGACGAGAACUUGAGACGGAACGCCAAACUCAUCACCGGUGCAUACGACUUGCACGAAACCUUCAAAGACCUCAUGGACCUCGGCAAACUCAACAACCCGCACACGCACUACGUCAGAGAGAGAAAGUUGAAGGUUGCCGAGAAGAAGGGGUACCGUCGCGGAACCUCUCUUUUCACGGCCCUCCCACCCCAUCGGUCCUGCACCUCGGCUGGCAUUCCGCCCGCUUGGUGCAUUUGCUACAAAAAGAAAAAGAUUUCCAUUAAGUCGCUCGACGUCCAUGAUGCCCUGUCCUUCGUGCUGAGAAACCUCAACUCUGCCCUUCGACCUUACCAUGGAAUCUGUGCUACUUUGCGGCUGAGCAAGGUCAUUUCUGCGCUGAAAUGGCAUCCCGACGAGGCUAUUGAGGACACCUACUCUGGGAAUUCAGCGGAAGAGAGUUGGAAGAAGGCCAGUCUGCUCCAAAUCUCGUUUAGUGUCGAGCCAAAGCAGGCUGAGUUCGAGGUCACCGUCAUUUUCGACCCGGACCACGGUUGGAGGUUUACGGAGCAGGUGGUCAGACUGGACCGGUACGAGGAGGGCAGCAGGUGCAUGGAGAACAAGGAGUUGAAAAAGACAUGCAUUUGUGUGGGUGGAGAUAGAUUGGGUGGUGGUGAUGGGGAUGAUUAUAUGGGAGGAACGGGACAUGAUGCCAUUUUUUAAAUAGCAUAAUUCACACAAUUAAUUUAAUGUAUUUAUUAUUUAUUUUUGACAAAUACAACGCCACAAUCCGACACACGACAUUUACAAACGUCAAAUUCAUUCAUUCACAGAGCUUGCUGUGAUAUCAUAUCACAAAAUAUCAUUUAAAUCCUAAUAAUAGUGUAGUGUUGUACUAAAUAUACGAUUCUUCGUUUACCGGCACCGACCCAGUUACAACGUCCACAUGAAUAAGUAUUCCUUAUCAUUACAUAUGGAAAAGUUAAUUACUUGAGAAAUUAUUAAUAUCAAAU